CAAACGGCCCACUCACGAUCUUUGCAUCCCCAACUCUUCUUGUGGGUGACGCAUCAUCGUCACAGUAAGCAUGUCCGAGUGCGGCGGUGGAAAAGUUUUGCCUGCUAAGGAUCCAUCGCUUGUGGUACGCCGACGUACUCGUCCUUCCGCCCAAAAUGGGUGGCGAAAAGUCCUCGUCUCCGUCGGUGUUGCGGGCGGUGUGUUCGCCGAUACCAACGCUGCAUGGAUUCUUCCUUUUGUCAAACCGAGGUACGGAAUUUACCGUCAACAGUGCGAUUCUUUUCCGCGUUGGCAAAUGGUCACGAGUCACACGGAGAAGACACGUUUUCGGGAACCCGCCAAUCCCAAGACGCAGUUUUUGGAGUCGCUUGGAUCCCUCGAUACCUUGAACCCAGCGUCGCCGGGACAGACCAGCCUACUCGACCUACUCGUUGACUCGCAAGGAAAUGUAGACGAUAGAGAAAACGGUGAUAUCGAGGACGACGAUACCCUUACGGUUCGUUCCGUAGUACACCCGGGACGCUGGGAGUCCAUGAUUGUCGUGGCCCCGGGUACGUGGAAGGUCGUUUACGCACCGCACAUGACCAACUUCAUUCAACCAUUCUUGGGUCUGGAACGUCUCGAUGUUUCCUAUCUACUUACCGAAGACGGCACGAUCGUCAGUCACGCCGUCUUUACCGGGCCCGUGAUCGCGUCCGGUGCAAGUUGGUGGACGUGGCUCACACGCUCGGGACAGUCCGACCCGCCAACAGAGCCGUCCGCAUCCGUUGCAUUGUCCGUCAGUGGUACUUUCGGUUCAGUUUCCAAUACUACCUGUCGCGUAGACUUUGAUCAAGCGUGGGUGACUUUUCUGUCCAACUGUGGGAAAGACGGUGUUCCGGCAAACACGAUCGAUGCCGACACGUCCUUUUCCUCGGCCGCACCCGUUUCCUCGUCGGCAUCACGCAAUCAACCGGUCGCGUCCAUUGUGCAAGUACCCGACUCGUGGUCCAAACGCCUCGUGACGACUUUAGGUCGUGCGGCCUUUGUCCCCCAGGUUUCCGUAUUCCCCGUGGCAUUUUUGGACGACAAUCUGAUUGUGUUUGAUUUCGAACUACUAGGAACCCGCAUUUGUGCUCGUAAACAGUGA
This is a messenger RNA of Phaeodactylum tricornutum CCAP 1055/1, 1129 nucleotides long. RefSeq lists its product with no specific name. Lineage: Eukaryota; Bacillariophyta; Bacillariophyceae; Surirellales; Neidiaceae. The coding region runs from base 71 to 1129 and encodes 352 amino acids. The record is from RefSeq and is a predicted model, not a curated record. The transcript has a single exon.